GUCCAGUGUACACCAAUCUCCCAGAUGUUUGCCGUAUGGUCAACGACUUUGCCAACCCCUGCUGUAAGAAACCAGACUGUACCAUCUCCGCUCACCCUGGUGUAAUUCAGGGAACCGGAACAACUACGCCAAACCCCGCUCUGCCUCAGACCCUCCCACCAAAACAACAAUACUGUGUGUACAAAAAUGCCCAGUAUCUCCAGGGACAGACCUGGGAAGAUGGCUGCAGCUACAAAUGUCGCUGUGACGACUCGAGCCAUGGAAUCUACACCUGUAACCAGAGGUGCCCAACAGUCACCAGUGUUACCCCAGGCUGCACAAUGAAGACUGAUCCUAGGGACUCCUGCUGUCUUGUGGAAGUCUGCCCACAGCCCACACCAGCCCCCAGUCAGACUAAGCCAGUGCCCACUAUUCAGCCCAUACCCUUCACAGGAAAGGUCAAUCUGCCCACACCUAGCUCAGUGCCCGGACAGCCAGCCCCAUCACCAAAACCAGUUGGUUUCUGUGUGUACAAAAGUGUGACCUACAUGCAAGGCCAGAAAUGGGACGAUGGAUGUGAUUACGCAUGUACUUGCUAUGACGCAGAGCAUGGAAGAUACAAAUGUGAUCCUAAAUGCCCAAGAUACAUGGAUCUUUGUGACAUGUGACAUUGUGGAAUGUGCUGAGCCAACACCUGCCCCCAACCCAACUUAGACCCCUGCUCCAGGACAACCCAACCCCAACUCCAACCCUUACCCCAACCCCAACCCACAGCCGACAUACAAUCCUAAACCACAGCCAACUUCAGAGUCUAGAUGUACUUGUGAGUACAAAGGACAACAGUAUCUCCAAGGACAGCAGUGGUAUGAUGGAUGUGACUUCUCCUGUAUCUGUGAGGACUGUGUCACUGGCGUGUACAGAUGCAACCAAAGGUGCCCAACAUUCCAGGCUCCACCCCCAGAGUGUACUCUGAUUGCUGAUCCCAAAGAUCCUCUUUGUUGCAAGAUCCCAGAGUGUCCCACCACAGGAAACUACAACACUGCUCCUCCAUUGGUCAUUCAGGGAGGAAAAGCCACUCCUAGCCCCACUCUGAGACCCAUCUACACCCCACAACCUACACCCUUCAUUCCAAAUCCUAACUAUAAUGGAUUUACCAGUGGUACAGUCUACACA
Messenger RNA from Magallana angulata, 1152 nucleotides. Its product is annotated as putative epidermal cell surface receptor. Bases 36 to 647 code for a protein of 203 amino acids. Gene Ontology annotation, molecular function: protein binding. The transcript has 7 exons. The record is from RefSeq and is a predicted model, not a curated record. NCBI's taxonomy places the organism in Eukaryota, Metazoa, Mollusca, Bivalvia, Ostreida, Ostreidae.